Messenger RNA from Fomitiporia mediterranea MF3/22, 297 nucleotides. RefSeq lists its product as uncharacterized. Gene Ontology annotation, cellular component: mitochondrial inner membrane. The annotation marks the transcript as partial. The transcript has a single exon. Lineage: Eukaryota; Fungi; Basidiomycota; Agaricomycetes; Hymenochaetales; Hymenochaetaceae. The record is from RefSeq and is a predicted model, not a curated record. Gene Ontology annotation, biological process: mitochondrial proton-transporting ATP synthase complex assembly.
AACCUCCAAGAAAACCCCGCCAAGGCCUUCCUAGUCUCACUCUACCUCUCCUCCCUCCGCCGUAACAUCCCCAAAGAACUACACCCAUUUUACCUACUCUCCCGACAAAAUAUGGAGUAUUUACGUGAACCAUUGGGGAUGAAUAACAAACACAUUGGUUUUGUUUAUCUUGUGGAUGAGAAUUUGAAGGUUAGGUGGGCGGGGGGUGGGUUGGCGGUUCCUCAGGAGAGUGAGUCGUUGAUGAGGUGUACGAAGGUGUUGCUUGAGAGGAUGGAGAAGACAGCCGGGAGUAAAUAA